UGGGAAGUCGCAAGAUCAGGGAAGAGCGGGGCAGAGGGAAUGGAAGGAGCGAAGAAAACAAAGAGGAACAGGGUGAAAGGAAGCGAGAACGACAGUCGGGUGGCAACGGUUUCGAAUUUCGCGCUCGCUGAUUUAGGCGGCACAGGGCCACCGUACAGCGGUGAAGGGACAGUUGGAAGCUGCGGCGCGUGUUUCCGGACAACGAUGAGCAGCGCGAGGCAGGCGGAGCGAGGAGACGGAGAUGGUGGCGGUGACUCGGGUAGAACACUAAUAGCAGUUGGACUUGGUAUUGCUGCAGCAGCAUUUGCAGGUCGCCAUGCAUUUCGGUUCUGGAAACCUGUUCAACAAAUAAUUGUAGAAAUGGCAAGAACAAUCCCUAGUCCUGGCUUUCCAACAUAUUACAAAGGAGGAUUUGAAGCAAAAAUGAAUAAGCGUGAGGCUAACCUCAUAUUAGGUAUUAGUUCAUCAGCUAAUCGAACAAAAAUUGGAGAAGCCCACAAAAGAAUUAUGCUCUUGAAUCAUCCUGACAGAGGUAAAUGGAACUUGUACACAGAUCGUCUGGUCCAAGGAGGAUCACCAUACCUGGCUGCAAAGAUCAAUGAAGCAAAAGAUCUACUGGAUUCUUCCAUCAAGAAAUGAUUCCUCAUGAUUGUUACUUGUUAUUUAUUAUAUACAAUUUAGCAGUAAAGUAUUACAGUUGUUGAAUAAGAAUGUUAUCACUAAGAGUGGUUGCUGUAAUAUAAUUUUGAAUGGUAUAGAUAAAAUGUGUUGAUAAAAGUUGGAUUUGGAAUGAAAAAGCCAGCUCUGCUUUAACACAAGACAUAAGAACUUGGCAGAAUUUUGUUUGUAAGAAUGAAAGUUAAUUUAAACAUAUUAUCAAGUGAGUGCGAGGCUUGUACACCAAUGCUAUUUACAUGAUAAAUAGAUUUAAUCGUUUGAAAACAAAA
Molecule: messenger RNA, 947 nt
Organism: Stegostoma tigrinum
Lineage: Eukaryota; Metazoa; Chordata; Chondrichthyes; Orectolobiformes; Stegostomatidae
Product: dnaJ homolog subfamily C member 15-like
Exons: 8
Coding region: 40-639 (199 amino acids)
Biological process (GO): protein import into mitochondrial matrix
Cellular component (GO): PAM complex, Tim23 associated import motor
Molecular function (GO): ATPase activator activity
Source: RefSeq, a predicted model, not a curated record